Molecule: messenger RNA, 643 nt
Organism: Ochlerotatus camptorhynchus
Lineage: Eukaryota; Metazoa; Arthropoda; Insecta; Diptera; Culicidae
Product: phospholipase A2-like
Exons: 3
Coding region: 21-626 (201 amino acids)
Biological process (GO): phospholipid metabolic process; arachidonate secretion
Source: RefSeq, a predicted model, not a curated record
UCGAAGUUUAUUAUCAAGAAAUGCGACUUUCCAAUGCAAUCUCGUUCCUUUUGGCGCUCGCCUUCACCAGUCACGUGUAUUCGAAGCAGCUGUUCAGAAACAUGGAAACGUUCGAUUUCGAAAGCAACGAAAUCGUGGAACACAGCGACGACGCCAUAAGAUCGAAUCGGUCGAAUGUGGAGCGAAUCAAUUUAACCCUUCCCGGAACGAAAUGGUGCGGCCCGGGUAAUGUAGCUGACGACUACGAUGAUUUGGGCAAGCACGAGGACGAGGACAAGUGCUGCCGAGAGCACGACCAUUGUGAUAACAUUGCUUCCGGUGAGGAGAAGUACGGUUUGAAGAACGACGACUAUUUCACCAGACUUCACUGCAAGUGUGACCGAGACUUCCAGCAGUGCUUGAAGCAGAUCAACACAACUCUCUCGAAUCGUUUGGGAAGCUUUUACUUUGCGGUCCGAGAUAAGUGCUACAAGAAACAGCAUCCGAUUGUGGAGUGUGGUGAAAAGAAGAACAUGCUGUUCUUGAGGCGAUGCACCCGGUACGUGCUGGAUAGUUCAAAGGAUCGCCAAUGGCAGUGGUUCGAUUUGCCAUUCUAUGAUGACAAUAUGAUCAACGAUUUCUACUGAACAUUGGAUGAUUGCUC